This is a messenger RNA of Orussus abietinus, 2142 nucleotides long. It is a transcript of the gene RabGGTa, whose product is annotated as geranylgeranyl transferase type-2 subunit alpha. The record is from RefSeq and is a predicted model, not a curated record. Lineage: Eukaryota; Metazoa; Arthropoda; Insecta; Hymenoptera; Orussidae. Gene Ontology annotation, cellular component: cytoplasm; Rab-protein geranylgeranyltransferase complex. Bases 236 to 1891 code for a protein of 551 amino acids. The transcript is spliced from 7 exons. Gene Ontology annotation, molecular function: Rab geranylgeranyltransferase activity; protein binding. Gene Ontology annotation, biological process: protein geranylgeranylation.
UGCCAGCAGCGAGCCUGUCUGAAUCAGGGUUAAGCUACUAUAUGUUUCAGUGCUGCUCAACCUGAUAAAAUUCUAACGUCAUAUUAAUCGGUUUUGUGUCUGGUAUUGGGUCCAAAUUAUUGGGCCGAAAUCCAACACACAAAGAAAAAGAAGAAUCGGUUUUGUGACAUUGUGACACACAACCUAUCACCGAGUCGCUAUUUUGAUCGAUCAUCAAAAGCUUCAAAAAAAGAAUAUGCACGGCCGCGUUAGAGUCCGCACCACGGCUGAACAGGAAGCGAUAAAGAAAGUCGAGAGAGCCAAGAAGGUUGCCGAGUACAAAGCUGCGAUUAGUAUAGUUUUUCAAAAAAGAAAAGAGAAUGUAUGGGAUGAUGAAUUGUUCCUAAUUACGGAAAAAAUGUGUUUAAAAAAUCCCGAUAUUUAUACGUUGUGGAACAUUCGACGUCAAGCAUUUAAUGCAAACAAUUGGUCAAAAGAUAUAUAUCAAGAAAGAUUACUGAAGGAAUUAACAUUGACUGAAAAUUGUUUACGAGAAAAUCCAAAGUCUUACAGUGCAUGGCAUCAUAGACAUUGGGUGAUUGAUCACUUACCUGAUAUCAAUUGGAAAGCUGAAUUGGCACUGUGUACAAAAUAUCUCAAUAUGGAUGACAGAAAUUUUCAUUGUUGGAACUACAGGCAAUACUUAGUUACAAAGGCUGGAGUACCCGAUGCAGAAGAAUUUGAAUUUUCUACAGCUAAGAUAUUGAACAAUUUUUCAAAUUAUUCAUCAUGGCACUAUAGAAGUAAAAUAUUAUCAAAAAUGUUCCCUGAUGAAUCAGGAGAAUUACCAAUCCAAAUUGAAAAACAUAAAGAAGAACUUGACCUUGUAAUGAAUGCAACAUUUACUGAUCCAAAUGAUUCAAGUGCUUGGUUUUAUCAACGGUGGCUCUUAGACUACCACAAUGUAUCAACUUGUGCAUUUUGGAGAGCACAAAUUACUAACUCCGAAAUUACUGCAGUAUUUCAUAAAGAAGUUUCAAUUGAUCCAAUGACAACAUUUCUAAAAAUCCAGGACAAUAAAAUUCCUCUGAUAUGGAAAUCUUAUGGCGAUAAAAAGUUUUCAAAGUUGUGGUCUGCAACUUUUUCAGAACCAUUAAGCAUCUUUCGCAAUGUGGACAUGAUUCAGUUCCAUUUCGAAGGAACCAGUUAUUCUUUCAGACCAUCAAAUCAAGUACAAACAUGGAUAGCAGAAAGUACAGGUUUACGUAUAAUUAAAGAUAAUUCACAGUUUAAAGAGCAAUUAGACAAUUACAAACAACUGAGUGAGAUGGAACCAAAUAAUAAAUGGGCACUACUUACUAGGAUAUUUCUUAUGAAAAAUAUAGACCCUAUUGCCUAUCAUCAAAACAUACUAAAUGACAUCAGUGCCUUAUCAAAGAUUGACAAACUUCGUUCUAACUAUUUCAAUGACCUACGCAGCAGAUAUGCACUGGAUUUUGUCCUGCAUCACUUGAUAAGAGGGACAGACAUAGAAGUGGAAUCAAAAAUAGAUUUUUCAGGACUGGAUCUGACAAUGUUUUAUAAUGAACAAUAUUGUAGCUUUUUGGAAGAAGUGAAUCUUAAUUCAAAUAAGUUAGGGAAUUCAUUAUAUCGUUUGCAAACUUUACAGAAUUGCAGAAAACUGUCUUUGUCAAACAAUGACAUUAAGACUUUAAAAUCAUUCCCAACUUUGAAAAAAUUGGAAUAUCUAUCUCUGCAAAAUAAUGAUUUGUUAAGUGUUGAUGAAAUAAUAGACGUCGUAAAACGACAUGAUUUAAAAAUAUUAGAUAUCCGAGAUAACCCAGUAAACAAAUCAAAUAAUAUUUCACGUAUAUCAAACAUUUCACCAACCUUAGAAAUAAUAAAAAAUUGAGUAUUCAAUUGAUGUAAAUAUUAGAGAAUGCAUUGAUUAGAUUGUGUAAAUAUCCAUGAUCAAUUUCGUAUUUUAAAUAUGCGAAUACAAUUAAUAAUUGAAAGCAGCUUUUGGUAUGCAAUUUCAUACGCUUGUUUGCAAUGUAUAGUUCAAGAUUAAAACAAUUUGAUAAGAAAACGUUGACUUUGUUAAUGACUAAUAUUACUUGUCCUCAAACUUAUUUCCAAUAAAGGGCUUCUAGUUACAGUUAA